Protopterus annectens (West African lungfish) is the source of this 3655-nucleotide messenger RNA. It is a transcript of the gene UGT8, whose product is annotated as UDP glycosyltransferase 8. The coding region runs from base 482 to 2092 and encodes 536 amino acids. Lineage: Eukaryota; Metazoa; Chordata; Ceratodontiformes; Protopteridae. The record is from RefSeq and is a predicted model, not a curated record. The transcript is spliced from 6 exons. Gene Ontology annotation, molecular function: UDP-glycosyltransferase activity.
GGCAACUAAACAGUCACAGAAAAGGGGCACGCGAAUUCAGAUACAUCCAGACCUAGACCGAGUAGAUCUCCCUGCCAAGAGGCGGGGCAUGCGCGCAUGUUUCUUUCUGUCACUGUCUUUCUUGUCACUUUGGAGUUGCGCGCUCCAAGUGCUGGAAACAACUGGGAACAGGUCUGGGUAGCGGUAACUGUUUUAGGAGCCAAUACAGUGGCAUAUCUUAACUGGAGGAAUGUAUAAUUGUUCCACAAGUCAUUCGAUGCUAAUACCUGCCAUCUGCUUUCCAAAGUACAUCCCAUGGUGACCUCCACUGCGUACACUUACAGGAUAAAAACGGACUCUGCCUUAAGUCGGUGCUGCCUGUCGCCGUCUAGAGUUGCAGUUGCCACUCAGUGACCGUUUUGAGUCUCCGACUACUGCCAUCUCAUUUUGGGGGUGACACUUCACAAUCAGUGGAUACUCUCAGUCAGAGUUGUUGAAAGCCAUGAAGUCUUGCACUUCGGUGUUUUUUCUGUUGUGCUGUGUUGAACUAGCAAGAAAUGCCAAAAUUAUCAUUAUGCCGCCAAUUAUGUUUGAAAGCCAUCUGUAUAUUUUCAAGACCUUGGCCUCAGCACUGCAUGAACAGGGGCAUCAAACAACAUUUAUAGUAUCUGCAGGCAGAGUUGUGCCACCUUCUGACCAUUAUCAACUGCUGCAUUACCCGGGGAUAUUUAACAGCAGUACUGCAGAUGAUUUUUUACAGUCCAAAGUGAGGAACAUAUUUUCUGGGAGGUUGACAGCAUUAGAACUCUUUGACAUUUUAGAUCACUACAGCAGGAACUGCGAUCUUAUGGUAGGAAACCAAGACUUUAUGGACCGCCUCAAGAGGGAAGAGUUUGACUUAUUCUUAGUGGAUCCCAAUGAAAUGUGUGGAUUUGUUGUUGCUCAUCUUUUGAGGGUGAGAUAUGCUGUCUUUUCUACUGGACUUUGGUAUCCAGCUGAAGUAGGUGCUCCUGCUCCUUUGGCCUAUGUUCCAGAAUUUAACAGUCUACUUACAGACCAAAUGAACUUCCUAGAGAGGUUUAUAAAUACAGUUGUGUAUCUUGUUUCGAGGUUUGGAGUUAACUUUUUGGUCCUUCCAAAAUACGAUAGGAUAAUGCAGAAAUACAGACUGCAGCCAGAACGGUCUAUGUAUGAAUUAGUUCAAGGGUCAAGUUUGUGGAUGCUAUGUACUGAUGUUGCAUUGGAGUUUUCAAGACCUACUUUGCCGAAUGUUGUGUAUGUGGGAGGAAUUCUUACCAAGCCUGCCAGCCCCCUCUCAGAAGACUUCCAAGACUGGGCAAGCAAUACCCAGGAUAAUGGAUUUGUACUGGUUUCCUUUGGAGCAGGUGUAAAAUACUUGUCAGAAGAUAUAGCACAGAAAUUAGCUGGAGCCUUGGCCCGCCUUCCUCAGAAGGUAAUUUGGAGGUUUUCCGGAAUCACACCUGUUAACUUGGGAAAUAACACAAAGCUUGUAGAAUGGCUGCCACAGAAUGAUUUACUAGGACAUCCUAACAUCAAAGCAUUCUUAAGUCAUGGUGGACUGAAUAGCAUUUAUGAAGCUAUGUAUCAUGGAGUUCCUGUGGUUGGUAUACCCCUCUUUGGAGACCAUUAUGACACUAUGACUAGAGUACAAGCCAAAGGCAUGGGGAUCUUGCUUAUAUGGAAGAAAAUGAGUGAGGAUGAUCUGUAUAAUGCACUGGUCAAAGUUAUUACUGAUUCCAGUUAUCGACAGCGAGCCCAACAGUUGUCUGAAAUUCAUAAAGAUCAGCCAGGACAUCCCAUUAGUCGAACUGUCUACUGGAUUAACUAUAUUCUCCGUCAUAAUGGAGCAAAUCAUCUUCGUGCCUCUGUUUACAGCAUUCCCUUUUAUCAGUACUUCUUACUAGACAUCACUGGGGUUGUAGUACUUGCAUUAUUUAUAUUAUAUUAUUUUAUGACUUGGUUCAUAAGAAUUAUUCGUGGUCUGUGGUCUACUCCUUCUUUUAGCAAAGUGAACGGACAUUGUCACAAUGGUAUUCCAAAUGGCAAGUACCGAAAGAAUGGACAUAUUAAGCAUGAAAAGAAAGUGAAAUAAGUAAGCUUUUUUCCUAAGAAGGUAUCUGGAAGUGUAAGUAGCAGCCACCUCCUGUUAAGAGGUAAUAUAACAUGCAAUGGAAACCACUUGCUGUGAAAGUCAGGUUAAAAAUUUCUAACUCAGCAUUCUGUUUAAUCUCCAUAACAGAAACUUUGCAGUAUGGCAGACCCCAUAUUAUGAGGAGCACAAUCUAAAAAUAAAGUAUAUCUGGGCAUUAAUACAGCUUUAUACGAUAAUUCUGGCAAAAGAAUUUUAAAACCAUUAAUCUGUUCAUAAAUUUAAUUAUGGCAUUAUAAUAUUUUAUCCAGAUUGUAAUUGUGUUCCCCCAAAUGGCAUACCUAUAUUUAACCUUUUUAACUUUUAUUUAAUAAGACAGCAAAUAAGAGGUUGGAGGAAAAGCACAUCUAAAGAUAUACAGUUUUCUAUAAAUGAGUAUUUUGGGUAUGUUCCCUGUUGUCUACAGUAUAAGUCAAGAUUGUUUUUAUUAUGCUACUUAUGCCAACAAGUGUAAAAAAGGAUAACCUUUCUCAGGUUCUUUACUUUAAAAGAGAUUUAGUAUUCAACGUCCAGUCAAAACUACUUUCAGUUUGAAAAAGCUGCUACGGUUAAGUUUGUCUUAAUCUUUGUGACCUAAGUGUUCCUUAAAUUUGUCCUGGCCACACAGUUGUUUCUGUUCAUUUUUAAUACUUGUUUACCUGAUCAUUGCACUACAACAGUUGUGAUGUAUAUUCAUGUAUUUAUUAUUAUUAUUAUUAUUAUUUUGUAUUUUACAUUACCUGACAGGGGAACCAAGACCCUUCAGGAUCCCAUCCUUUUACUUAGCCAUGAAUAAUCUGCUGACCUAUAAAGUGCUAUGAUCAUACACUGUGAUUUCAUUUAUUUUAUUAUCACUCCACUAGGAGCCACAUGCUGACAAGAAGGAUACCAUGGUAAAUAUAAGUACUGUAUUAUUUUCUGAGUAUAUUAUACUGCAAAAACUUGAACAAAGCAGGUACAAGAAGACAAUGUACCAAAAUAGUAUCUUUACUGGCUCUUCAAAUAAGUGGCCACAGAAGUAUACAUAGCUACAAAGGCAGUGAGUGGUGGAGUGGUAAAGAAUUUACAUAAUUCUAUGAUCUUAUUAAAUGCACUCUGAUUGCUUUUGAUUUUCAGUACUAAAAACAGAUCUGUGGAACUGAAUUGAUUCAGUUAACACAUUUAAAUUGUAUAUAUGUUAGGAAUUCUGCCACUGAGUUCAGGAAUGCGGACAUUAGUGUGAAAACACAAAAUGGAUGAAGCUCAUCUGUCCUUACUCGAAGUUUUGUACAAAGUUGACCAUUUGGAUAUUAUACAAGUGGACUUUUUCUUCCUUUUAUUUAUUUAUUUUUUUUUGACAUUUCUGCUUUUGGUAGUGGUAGCCCUGUCUUGUUCUUUCCUAUCUUAUGAUACAGACCAGGAAGAAAGAACUGAUUUUAGCAGAGACGUUUAUCUUUAAAACUUAUUUUUCAACUGAAUUAAAUUUGCGUUUGUCUAUUUUGUACACAUAAUACAAAACUAAACAAUAAAUACGCAUACAGAACAGUA